Octodon degus (degu) is the source of this 474-nucleotide messenger RNA. It is a transcript of the gene Rbm11, whose product is annotated as RNA binding motif protein 11. The transcript is spliced from 6 exons. Gene Ontology annotation, cellular component: nucleus. The record is from RefSeq and is a predicted model, not a curated record. NCBI's taxonomy places the organism in Eukaryota, Metazoa, Chordata, Mammalia, Rodentia, Octodontidae. Gene Ontology annotation, molecular function: single-stranded RNA binding. The annotation marks the transcript as partial. Gene Ontology annotation, biological process: regulation of alternative mRNA splicing, via spliceosome.
AUGCGCCGCGUGGACCUGCGCGCCUGCCGGCACGCCGGGACGGAGGGCUGCGCGCGUCCCAUCCCCCUCCUGCUUUCCCCUGCUGCCCCUCGCAGAGCCCGCGGACUCUGUCACUGUCUUCAGGCUGGACCCCUAACCAAAGUGACUCUGUGUAAGGACAGAGAUGGAAAGCCGAAGUCCUUUGGAUUUGUCUGCUUCAAACACCCUGAAUCAGUGUCUUAUGCCAUAGCUUUGCUGAAUGGCAUUCGUUUGUAUGGAAGACCAAUUAAUGUGCAGUAUCGAUUUGGAAGUUCUCGCUCUUCUGAACCAGCUAACCAAAGUUUUGAGACCUGUGUAAAGAUAAAUUCACACAGCUACAGGAAUGAAGAAAUAAUGGGAAGAGCUCCCUUUUCCAUGCAGAUUUUUCCAAUUACUAAUAAUGCUUUACCUCAAGAAAGUUUUUUCUUUCAGAAGAUGCAGUGGCAGGCACAUAAC